AUACACGUUUAACGUUAGUUCAGUAUUCAGCCAAUGAGUGGCGCAAGUAUAAUCGGCCACAUGUAAUGAAUACAAAAAAAAAAGAAAAAAAAAUAAUGUUAUUAUAGUGUAGUUAAAGUUAAUAAUUUGUAAUUUUAAUAAUCUUAACAAUAAAUGAUGAAGAAAGUUAACUUAGCAUUAGGAUUAUCCGUAAUAAGUGGCAUAGGUGGUUGGUAUGCUGGAAAAUAUUCAGAACGAGGAAAAUCUUCUGAUAUUGUGGAAAACAAUGGAAGAAAUAUUUUUCAAAAGAUUAAUCGUAUGUUCAGUGAUUUACCAUUAUUUGGCACAGUAUUUGGAGCUACUUUAUCAAGACCUGCAGAUAUUGAAUCGAAUAUGGGCUCAAAAUUAUCUACGACUGCAACAAGAGUAUCAGAGAUUAUGAAAUUUGGUUUCCCCGGUUAUGAUAAUAUCAGAUCAUAUGAAGAUUUUGUAUUAUCUUAUGACAGAAGAAAUCGUGUCGCUCAUUGGGUAUUUGAACACUUAACGAAAGAAAGAUUACAAUAUAAUGAAACCGUAGAUCGUUCAAAGUGUGAAUUUAAGCCAGAUACUAGUAUACAUCCUUAUUUUAGAUCGGAUAACAGCGAUUACAAAGGAAGUGGUUAUGAUCGUGGCCAUUUAGCUGCUGCUGGAAAUCAUAAAAUGCACCAAGGGCUUAUAGAAGAAACAUUUUUUCUUUCAAAUAUGGCACCACAAGUUGGCAAUGGUUUUAAUCGUCACUCUUGGAAUAGAUUAGAAAAAUAUGUAAGAAAAUUAACUAAAGUUUAUAAAGAUGUCUAUGUUUGUACAGGUCCAUUAUAUAUUCCAAAAAAAGAGGGUACAGAUGGUAAAUUGUAUGUACGCUAUGAAGUUAUUGGUGCAAAUCAUGUCGCAGUACCAACACAUUUUUAUAAAGUAAUCGUUGGGACAAAUGAUAACUCUAAUUUUGAAAUGGAGGCUUAUGUAAUGCCAAAUAUGCCUAUUGAUGACAAUACUCCUCUAACAAGUUUUCAGGUACCACCGGAAACUAUUGAAAGAGCUGCAGGUCUUUUAUUUUUUGAUAAAUUAUCUCGUGAAAAAUUAACAAAAAUCAAUGGGAAAAGUAUAGCUUAAUUUUAUUUCAAAUCUACAAUGAAGUAGUAGCUAAUUUUUAUAGAGUCAACUUUGAACUUUUUUAUAAUAGCAGCAUAUAAUAGCACAGUCAGAAGCGAUUAUCAAUUCAAAGUAUUAAUCAUGUCGGUUGUUGAUGCAAAUGUAAGAAUAAGAAAUGAAAUAAUAAAAUGUAUUAUUAUUAUUUAUA
This is a messenger RNA of Polistes dominula (European paper wasp), 1315 nucleotides long. RefSeq names its product endonuclease G, mitochondrial (gene EndoG). Lineage: Eukaryota; Metazoa; Arthropoda; Insecta; Hymenoptera; Vespidae. Gene Ontology annotation, biological process: apoptotic DNA fragmentation. Gene Ontology annotation, molecular function: metal ion binding; RNA endonuclease activity; single-stranded DNA endonuclease activity. The record is from RefSeq and is a predicted model, not a curated record. Gene Ontology annotation, cellular component: nucleus; mitochondrial inner membrane.